Molecule: messenger RNA, 1089 nt
Organism: Penicillium expansum
Lineage: Eukaryota; Fungi; Ascomycota; Eurotiomycetes; Eurotiales; Aspergillaceae
Product: class I SAM-dependent methyltransferase
Exons: 8
Coding region: 1-1089 (362 amino acids)
Molecular function (GO): methyltransferase activity
Source: RefSeq, a predicted model, not a curated record
AUGGUUUCCACUCCCCACGAAGCGACCUCGGUGCCAUCCCAACCUGCCCCAUCUGUUACCCCAGCCAACGGGACCCCUGUCAACGCAGAGAUCCCUGUCAAUAUCAAUGCGCCCGAUCCAAUUACAAUCGACAAUUUUACCGACGACACCAAUAGUGAAUUCGACGAUGACCUGUCUGAUCUUACCUCCCUGUCGUCGAGCGUGCUCGAAUUUGAGUAUGAAAAUGGUCGGCGGUAUUGCAGUACCCGCUCAGGAGCUUAUAUGAUGCCGAAUGAUGAGGAGGAGCAGGAUCGAAUGGAUCUAACACACCACAUAUGGCUGAUGCUACUGGGAGGGGAGCUCCACAAUGCCCCUAUCAAAUCAUCACCACAGAACAUUCUCGACCUGGGAACCGGAACAGGAAUUUGGGCUAUGGACAUUGCCGAGAAAUUCCCUGGCGCCCACGUCACUGGGACUGACAUCAGCCCUAUCCAGCCCAGUUGGGUGGCCCCAAAUAUCGAGUUCAUAGUGGAAGAUUUCGAAACCGAAUGGCAAUAUAAACCAAACCACUUUGACUUUAUCCACGCACGAUGCCUCGCUGGAUGCGUGGCCGACUGGCCCAGUUUUAUCCGCCAGAUCUACGACCACGUCAAACCGGGCGGCUACUUUGAAUCGCACGAGAGUGCUGUAUGGGCCCGUAGCGACGAUGGCUCCCUUAAGGAAGAUUCGGCGCUCAUGGAAUGGCAACAGGCCGUCAAUUUCGCCGGCGAAAAGAGCGGUCGGGAGCUGAACAUCUACCAUAAGCUUAAGGACUGGAUGAUUGCAGCCGGAUUCGAGGAUGUCAACUUGUCGAUCUACGCGCUACCAUUUUCACCCUGGCCGCGCGAUCCCCAUUUGAAGGCCCUAGGGAAGUACCAGGCAGUGCAAUUACAGCAAGCUAUCGAUUCCUACUCACUGCGCUUGUACACACAGGUGCUGGGCUGGAGUUCGGAUGUGGCCACCAUCCACAAUGCCGUGGUCAAGCGAGAGCUGCGGGAUAAGAAGUUGCAUGCCUAUGUUCAAACGUACAGUCUCACCCGUCCCUUCCCUUGCCCUGAGUACUUGUUCUAA